Callorhinchus milii (elephant shark) is the source of this 1997-nucleotide messenger RNA. RefSeq names its product RNA binding motif protein 45 (gene rbm45). Gene Ontology annotation, molecular function: RNA binding. The transcript has 10 exons. The coding region runs from base 170 to 1657 and encodes 495 amino acids. The record is from RefSeq and is a predicted model, not a curated record. Lineage: Eukaryota; Metazoa; Chordata; Chondrichthyes; Chimaeriformes; Callorhinchidae.
GGGUGGCGGUGUGUGUGUGUGUGUGUGUGUAUGUGCAGCGGCGGUGCUCGCGUCUACUCCUGGGCGCGGUUGGGUAUAAAAGAGAGCGGGUGACGCGGGUCGGCGACAGUUGGUGAGCGGAGCGGCGGCGAUAACUUUCACCGCCAUCACCACGACGACGACGACGACGAUGAUGAUGAUGUCGACGACGACGACGGCGGGAAUGGAGGAGAGCGGGGCCGGGGCCAGGCCUCUGGCCAACCUCGACCACCCGCCCAACAGCCGCCUCUUCCUGGUCAUCAGCAAGUCGACGCCGGAGGAGGUGAUCCGUGACAAGUUCUCCUACUACGGCGAGGUGCAGGACAUCUGGGUGGUGCGCGACAAGCAGACCAAGGACCACAAGGGCAUCGCCUACGUCAAGUUCGCCAAGUCGUCGCAGGCCUGCAAGGCCAUGGAGGAGAUGCACGGCAAGGCCCUGACCGAGGACACCAAACCCAUCAAGGUGUUUAUCGCACAGUCCAGAGGAUCAGGAAGCCACAGGGACGUGGAAGAUGAGGAGUUGACGAGGAUUUUUGUAAUGAUUCCUAAGUCCUACUCUGAAGAUGAUCUGAGGGAAAACUUUAAGGAAUUUGGAGACAUUGAAUACUGCAGUGUUAUCAAGAAUAAAACUACAGGGGAGAGCAAAGGCUUUGGCUAUGUGAGGUUCCUGAAGCCAUCUCAAGCUGCGCAAGCAAUUGAAAACUGUGAAAGAACUUUUAAGGCAAUACUCGCGGAACCUCGAAACAAACAAAAUAUAUUUUCUGAAAAUGAAUAUAUGAAUGCACCCAGACAAGAUGCCACAGUUUAUGGAACAGGAUAUGAACCUUCAAGAGUCCAAAAUACGUCUCCUUUUGGGGAGUUUGGCAGCUUUGGAAUGAGUGAAGUAAGAGGAGGAGAAAACAUUUCCACAUGCCUUUCAGUGACCACGAGAGGAGUCCUUACACAUGAACAGGUUUAUAGUAUAUUUGAUCUCAUCCCAGGGCUGGAGUGCUGUGAAAUUCAGAGAGAUCCCUACAUGGGCUACAGCAAAGGAUAUGCUCUUAUUCGAUACAACAAUGUGGCCUCAGCAGUCUAUGCAAGAGAAAAGCUGAAUGGAUUUGAAUAUCCACCUGGUAAUAGACUGGGAGUCAGUUAUGUUGAGGACGAAUCUGGAGAUAGGCGAUCAAAUCCAGUUGGAAUGAUGGCCUUGCAGCUGGUGGCAGCUCAGAUGAUGUCAAUGGUCUGUGGUGGUCCCACUGGACAGCAGAUGAUGCCACCUCCUGUGAGUACCGAACUACAGGCUUAUGGAGGAAGCACCAGUACUACUCAGAUAUCUCGGCUUCAGGUUGAUUUUUCUGUACCUCCAUGUCAGCAGUUUGCUCCUGUUGAAAGUGCCGUCAGAGAGAGACUGUUUGUGGUCUUUAAUCCAGCUGUUUUGCCUCUUGACAUAUUGGAGGACCUGUUCUGUCGUUACGGGAACCUGAUAGAUGUUUACUUGGUGCCGGGCCGUAAUAUUGGCUACGUCAAGUUUGCUGAAAGGGCCAAUGCCGCCGAAGCCAUGGAGGCUUUGCAUGGCAAAGUUGUCAAUGGUGUGAAACUCAAAGUAAUGUUAGCUGAUCCUCCGAGGGAAGAGUCGCACAAGCGACAGAGAACACACUAAGAAUCUGCAAGGAAGGUUGUGUCCAGAAUGAGGACAAAUGACAUGACACAUCAGAUGACUGACUAGUCACCUGACAGGACACAGUGACUUCCACUCGUGACGUUUGCUAGUAACCGAACAGUUUUUUUUAUUUUCUGGGAAUGGACAGCGAGUGAAGACCUUGACAGAUAUUGACUACUGUGUUUUAAAAUAGGUAGAAAAAAAAAUGCUCCCCAGCUUGAAGACAUUUGCUCUAAUCCAUGUAACCUUUGCAUUCCCAGCUUUGAGUUGAAUUGUAGUUGUUGUGCAUUCCUUUCUUAUAGAAUUUGUGCGGAACAUAAUAAAUUUGUUUGAAACAUUC